UGUCUAUAUAAAGGCAGGGCAACCUAGACGGUGGAAAUCAAAUUUCGACUCUCCUAUUUCUAUGAAACUCUGUUUCCAUUUCCAAACCAAAUACUCACCAAAUCCCUAAAUUCUUGUGCAUCCAAAACGCAGCCAAAUCCCGCGUUUCGAUUCCCCGAUCUCUCCAGAGCCGCUGCGAAUUCCGGCGAUUCUGGUGCGUGCUUUCACCGGAGGGAAUUGAAAUCCGAUCGCGGCUGUUUGAAUACAAAGAAACGAGAGUGAAUUUCGAAUCGUCAGGCACAAGAAAGGCGCAUGAGCUGGUUGGGAAAGCUGGGUUUCACAAAGAGGAAAUUGAAUUCCAAUUCUAAUCACUUCAUUACGUGUCUCUUAAUCUUCAUCCUCCAUUAUUCCCCUCAAUUGCCUCUUACUCUGCUUAAAUUCGAGAAGAAAGCCCUCGAUCCAUUAUUAUCAUUAUCCAAUCUUAAUUUUAAUCCAAAUUUUAAUCGUAAUAUCAAUUCCUCUUUGAAUCACUAUGGCGUCUGGAGCCAAGAGUAAUCCCCAAUUGCGCAGAGCCGUGUGCUAUUCAAAUGGAGACAAGAAGCAGACGUCAGGCGGAACGACGACGUCCCCAUCUGUAAUAGUGAUAGGUGGUGGUAUGGCCGGAGUUUCGGCUGCUCGUGCUCUUCACGAUGCCUCAAUUCAGGUUAUGCUGUUGGAGUCUCGGGACAGACUGGGUGGUCGAGUUUACACCGAUUACUCAUUUGGUUUCCCUAUUGACUUGGGUGCAUCAUGGUUGCACGGAGUAUGCAAAGAGAAUCCAUUGGCACCAUUGAUUGGGAGAUUGGGGUUACCCUUAUACCGUACGAGUGGGGAUAACUCUGUCUUAUAUGACCAUGACUUGGAGAGCUAUGCACUUUUUGAUAUGGAUGGGAAGCAAGUUCCUCAAGAUUUGGUCACCAAAGUUGGUGAAGUGUUUGAGAACCUUUUGAAAGAGACAGAUAAGGUAAGAGAGGAAUUUAGCGAAGACAUGUCCAUCACUCGUGCCUUUUCAAUUGUUUUUGAAAGGAACCCGGAAUUAAGGUUGGAAGGAGUUGCACAUAAGGUUCUGCAGUGGUACUUGUGCAGAAUGGAAGGUUGGUUUGCAGCAGAUGCUGAUACGAUUUCACUUAAAUGCUGGGAUCAGGAAGAACUGCUCCCUGGUGGUCAUGGCCUUAUGGUCAGGGGCUACCUCCCUGUUAUAAACACACUUGCCAAAGGUCUUGACAUCCGUUUGGGCCACAGGGUCACAAAAAUAGCAAGGCAAUAUAAUGGAGUUCAUGUAACAAUAGAAGAUGGGAGUACAUUUGUUGCAGAUGCUGCUGUUGUAGCUGUUCCUCUCGGUGUGCUUAAGGCAAAGAGCAUAUCGUUUGAGCCAAAGCUACCCAACUGGAAGGAAGAAGCCAUUGCUGACCUCGGAGUGGGAAUUGAGAAUAAAAUAGUGUUGCACUUCGAAAAGGUGUUUUGGCCAAAUGUGGAGUUUUUGGGAGUGGUUGCUGAAACAUCUUAUUGCUGCAGCUACUUUCUAAAUCUUCACAAGGCAACUGGUCAUUCUGUACUUGUUUAUAUGCCUGCAGGGCAGCUGGCUAAAGACAUAGAGAAAAUGUCUGAUGAAGAGGCUGCUAACUUUGCUUUUAUGCAACUCAAGAAGAUCCUUCCAGAUGCUUCUUCCCCGAUUCAGUAUCUUGUUUCUCGUUGGGGCAGUGAUGUUAACACGCUUGGGUCCUAUAGCUAUGACAUGGUUGGAAAACCCCAUGAUUUGUACGAGAAGCUAAGGGUCCCAGUGGAUAACCUAUUUUUUGCCGGGGAGGCAACAAGCGCGGACUUCCCAGGCUCUGUGCAUGGUGCAUUCUCUACUGGAGUGAUGGCUGCUGAAGACUGCAGGAUGCGUGUUCUGGAGCGAUAUGGGGAGUUGGAUUUAUUCGAGCCGGUCAUGGGCGAGGAGGCCAUGUCCAUCCCGCUUUUGAUCUCCCGCAUAUAACUUUAAGGCCACACCAUCCUUCAGAUAUAUGAAUGCGAGUAUUGAAGAUAUGUUCAGGUUGGGUUGGGCGACAAACAAUAUUGCCAUGUUGAUUCGGCUGUCUGGGAAAGGUCGUGGAAAAUCACCGUUUUCCCUUGAAUGAAGCAGCCAAGCACUGGUGUAUCUGUUUGUAGUCCUCAUCUGUUUGGGCUUAUCUGUAUUUGCGCAAUCAUUGGACAAUCACCAAAUGAUAUGAAUCUAGUCUAAUAAAUAGCUAGUGGAAUAUUACAAUAAAUUGUGAUAUUAGAGGUCAAUAUAUCUAGUAUUUAAUUGGUGGGCAGGACGUUACAAU
Prunus avium (sweet cherry) is the source of this 2327-nucleotide messenger RNA. Lineage: Eukaryota; Viridiplantae; Streptophyta; Magnoliopsida; Rosales; Rosaceae. The record is from RefSeq and is a predicted model, not a curated record.